AUGUGGUGUGUCUUCCUGGUGCAGAAGAGCCAGCUGGAAGCGACUGCGCGGCGGAUGGCGGGCGAGGAGCGCAAGGCGCGCUGCCUGCUGUGCCAGCAGCUGGUGCCGUACGCGCUGCAGGACACGACGCCUCUGCUGCGACACCUGGUCGACCAGCACCCCGACCUCAGCGUCGCGCCCUUCGAGAGCCGCUGCCAGGUCGACUCCGGCACAUGGCAGGCAGCCAAGUCAACGAUCCUGCUGGGCAGCGCUGACGAGCAGAUGCAGCAGCGUCAGAAGAGGUACCGCACCACGCGCGCAGUACUGUGCAGCCGAAUGGUGGGUGGGAUGCAGGUGGUUGAUGGCGGCGUUGUUUCAGUGGAGAUGUGGCGGCCGGGCAAGGCGGCGGUGGCGUGUCCGGCGUGCGGCAUGGAGGCGCCUCCCGUGAUACGGCGGGCGCGCACCGACCGCUCCAGGACGCCGCUGGGGGCGCUCUGCGCUGUCGGGUGCUGGCCGUUCUGCCUGCUGCCGCUGCUGAUGCUGUGCGCGGAGGAGGCGCAGCUGUUCUGCGCGCACUGCUCGCGCUACCUGGGCUCCUACGACCCGCGGACAGGAGAGCCCAAGCCGCUGCGCACGACCGCCUUCCCGCGCAGCACCGCUCCCAGCGCCGCCCCCGCCAAACCCGCUGCCGACGGCGGGCACCGCGCGACCGCCGACCAAAGGGCCAAGUCCACCUCGGCGCCCAGCGUCCCCACGCCCCCAGAGGACUAA
This is a messenger RNA of Schistocerca serialis cubense, 750 nucleotides long. RefSeq lists its product as uncharacterized. The transcript is spliced from 4 exons. Lineage: Eukaryota; Metazoa; Arthropoda; Insecta; Orthoptera; Acrididae. The coding region runs from base 1 to 750 and encodes 249 amino acids. The record is from RefSeq and is a predicted model, not a curated record.